Molecule: messenger RNA, 802 nt
Organism: Penaeus chinensis
Lineage: Eukaryota; Metazoa; Arthropoda; Malacostraca; Decapoda; Penaeidae
Product: translation initiation factor IF-2-like
Exons: 3
Coding region: 65-688 (207 amino acids)
Source: RefSeq, a predicted model, not a curated record
UUCGCCUCCGAUCGUCUCCGGAGCAAGUAUCUCGCUACGAUCCUCUCUCCCUCGAAACAUCACCAUGAAACUGCUGAUGCUGCUGGCGCUGGCGGGGCUGGCGAGCUGCAGCACAACCCUGAUCGGAGGCGACCGCGCCAGGGACGUCUCUCUUCGCUACAAGUACUACGACGACGACGGCAAGGAGAUCCAGGUGGAGGUGGAGGCCGAGAGGCUGGGACUCGGCCUCGUCGGCGGGGCGCCCCGGAAGGCCGCGGUCGCCGCCCCUGCCCCUGCCCCUGCCCCUGCCCCUGCCGCCCGCCUUGCCCCCGUGAGUGCUGUCCCCCGACCCCAGACGCGGACACGCUUCGUCCCCGUGGAGGCCGCCCCUGUCCGUCGGGUGGAGACCCGUUUCAUCCCGACUGAGGUGCAACUCCAGCCUCAGGUGCGCACGCGCUUGGUCGAGGUCGCUCCGGCUCCCCAAGUCACCCACUACGUCCAGGUGGAAGCUCCCAGGGCCCGCUACGUCAGACUGGACGACGACGACGAUGACGACCUCCCGGUCUUGUUCCGCGCAUCAAGGCCCGUCGCCCCCCCUACCCCCGCCCCCUUGCAGCGCUUGGCGCCCCUGCGCUCCUCCCUGGCCGCCGUCGACACGGUUCUCGCUGUCCCUGCCCGCAGGGUCUCCUACAGCAGCGAUGAGGAGUAGGCAGGACUCGCGGCACGCCGUGCGAUAGCCUGCACAGGAUUCUUCUUUAUUCUUCUAAUCUUCUUUCAAAAAUUAUAAAUUAAUUCUAAAUGAAUAAAUGCAAAAGUAAACCUA